Messenger RNA from Aspergillus tubingensis, 7953 nucleotides. Its product is annotated as polyketide synthase. The transcript has 4 exons. Lineage: Eukaryota; Fungi; Ascomycota; Eurotiomycetes; Eurotiales; Aspergillaceae. The record is from RefSeq and is a predicted model, not a curated record. Gene Ontology annotation, biological process: fatty acid biosynthetic process; secondary metabolite biosynthetic process. Gene Ontology annotation, molecular function: fatty acid synthase activity; phosphopantetheine binding; 3-oxoacyl-[acyl-carrier-protein] synthase activity. Bases 1 to 7953 code for a protein of 2650 amino acids.
AUGUUCUUCGAAAGACACCCAACGCCAAGUACGUCCAGCGAGGGCGCUUACCAUCUCGAUGAGGAUCGUGAGUUUGCGGAGCCCAUUGCCGUAUGUGGUAUUGGGCUCAAGCUUCCUCAGGACGCCGUUUCGGAGGAUGGCUUCUGGAAGAUGCUCAUGGAACACCGCAGUGCACGCACUGAGUUCCCCAAGGAUCGAAUGAAUAUCAACGCCUUCUACCAUCCUACGCGACGUAAUGAGCUCGGCACGCGUGGCGCACAUUUCCUGAAAGAAGACCUGAGUCGCUUCGAUGCUGACUUCUUUUCAAUUACCCCAUCUGAGGCAGCGGCCAUGGAUCCCAUGCAGCGAUUGCUCCUUGAGACCACAGUGGAGGCUCUAGACACGGCUGGGAUUCGGAUGAAAGAUUUGCAUGGAUCUCGGACAUCAGUCCAUACCGGCUGCUUCUCCAAUGAUUACCUCCAUCAAUUGCUCAAAGACCCUCAACGACUACCGCCCUACGCAGCUGUCGGCGCCUCUCCGUCCAUGCUGGCCAACCGAAUCAGUUGGUUCUUCAAUCUGCGUGGACCGUCCUAUAAUAUAGAUUCGGCUUGCUCUAGUAGUGCUCUGGCUAUUGACUGUGCUUGCCGUCUUCUUCUCAGUGGCCAAACUGAUAUGGGUCUUGCCGCCGGGUGCAACCUGCUCCUCGACCCGGACUACAGCAUUAUUCUCAGCAACAACCACAUGCUGUCGCCCGAUGGCCGCUCUUACACCUUCGAUGCCCGUGCCAACGGCUACUCACGUGGAGAAGGCGUUGCUGUUCUUGUGCUUAAGCGCCUCUCUGAUGCCCUUCGCGACAAUGAUACCAUUCGCGCUGUCAUCCGUGCCACGGCCAGCAAUCAAGACGGCCGCACUCCCGGCAUCGCACAGCCUGCAAGUGAGGCCCAAUCUCAGCUCAUUCGAGAGAACUAUGCCCAAGCGGGACUUUCUCUACAUCAUACUCGGUUUUUCGAGGCCCAUGGCACCGGCACGCCGAUUGGCGAUCCAGCCGAGGUAUCCGCUAUUGCUGACUGCUUUCGCAACCACCGCACGGCAGAUAGUCCGCUAUACCUGGGUGCUGUUAAGACCAAUAUCGGACACCUGGAAGGUGCAAGCGGGAUAGCCGGUGUUAUAAAGGCUAUCAUGGCCGUGGAGCGCGGAAUCAUCCCGCCCAACACCAACUUCGAGCGACUGCAUUCACAAUUGGAACCCUAUGAUUCUUGUUUAGCUGUACCCCCGGCGCAGGGCAUCAUCUGGCCUCCAGCUGAGAUCCGUCGCGCCUCAAUUAACUCCUUUGGUUUUGGAGGCAGUAAUUGCCACAUUGUCAUCGAUGAUGCAGCAAGCUAUCUCCGACGACACCAGCUACAGGGGAAUCAUCGAACCGUGCCGGACGAUGAUCGUAGCCUCGAGCAGUUCAUGCGUCGGCCGCAACACAUGCGAUGUAAUGGGGAGUUGUUACCGCAACAAGAAGGCUUGACUGAGAUCCCACGAUUACUUGUUUGGUCUGCGGCAAGUGAUAAAUCCCUCAAAUCGCUUGUGAGCCGCUGGGCGGAAACGAUAUCUGGCGGAGAGCAUCUACGCGAGCCGUCUUGGACAGCAUAUGCCGCCUACACGCUUGACUCACGCCGUAGCGUCUUCCCUUGGAAAACUUAUGCAGUGGCAUCCUCUUCCACCGACUGGGAGCAACUGAACGAGCGUGCCUCGGCGCCGAAGCUCACCUGCCCGACGCCCCCUCGGUUAGCGUUUAUCUUCACCGGCCAGGGAGCACAAUGGUAUGCAAUGGGCCGGGAAUUGCUGCAUUAUCCUGCAUUUUCCCGUGUCCUAAUGGAGGCCGAUACUCUGUUUCGCCAGCUAGGUUGUCCUUGGUCCGCAAGAGAGGAGUUCAUGAAAAGCGAGUUUACAUCUCAAAUUAACGAGCCACAUAUUUCCCAAGCCCUGACGGCUACGUUGCAGAUAGCCUUAGUGGAUCUUCUAGACUCCUUUCAGGUGCGGCCUUUGGCCGUCGUGGGCCAUUCGAUGGGUGAAAUUGCUGCGGCAUACUGUGCGGGUUUUAUAUCACGUAGCUCAGCUUUGCGUAUCGCAUACUACCGUGGCUACUUCGUGGCCUCUAUGAUCGAGCAAGACCCCAACAAAGGCGCCAUGUUGGCGGUUGGACUGUCUGCGACGCAAGCCCAGUCAUAUAUAGCUCAGUUACCCGAGCCUGAGAAAGUGGUCGUCGCGUGCAUCAACAGUCCUUCAAACACGACCAUCUCCGGCGAGGAAGGCCAGAUCAAGUAUCUGGACCAGGUGCUAAGAGAUGCAGGCAUCUUUUCGCGUCGCCUCAAAGUUGCUGCAGCAUAUCAUUCCCCUCAAAUACAACAGAUCGCCGAUGACUGCCGGCGUCACUUCGGGAACCUUGAAGCGGGUCAUCACUCUCAUACUUCACACUCAACGAUUCCCAUGAUAUCUACCGUGACUGGAGAGCCCCUAGACGGUGAGCGCGCUCGCCAUGCCAGCUACUGGGUGGACAAUUUGAUAUCGCCUGUGUUGUUUGCUCCGGCCAUUCAACGUCUGUGUCGUGAUUCUCCACGUUGCCUCCGGAAGAAGAUCGACGGAAGCCAUCGGAAAGCCAUAGUGGUCGAUCAUCUGAUCGAAGUUGGCCCUCACUCCGCGUUGCGAUUGCCCAUCUUCGAAACACUGGCCGCGCUAAAUGACAGUCAAAAAGACCGUUGCACCUACCUAUCGACGCUCGUGCGGGGCCAGCCAGCAUCCACCACCCUGCUGUCUGCUCUUGGUCAGCUCUACUGCGCGGGGACUUCGCUUGAUUUGCGCGCAGUUAACGACCCAGGUCGCUGCCAUGAAGUCCUCAUAGACGCACCUACUUACCCCUUCGAUCAUUCCGAGUCCUACUGGGCAGAGAGCCCACUCAGCCAGAACUAUCGGCUGCGGUCGCAUGGCCGCUUAGCGUUGUUGGGAAGCCCGGUUCCGACAUGGAACCCUCUGGCCCCCGAAUGGCGGAACUGUGUGCAAGCUGCAGACAUGCCAUGGAUCCGGGACCAUCGAAUCAAUCGUCGUGUCAUCUAUCCGGCUGCUGCUAUGAUGGUCAUGGCCUUGCAAGCCACCCGUCAAAUGGUAGAAACCUCAGGUCGUGCCAUUGAAGCCUACGUUCUGCGCUCUGUGCGUUUCCAUCGGCCCAUUGCGCUAGAAGGAGGAUCUGAGCAGACGGGCAGCAGUGGCUCGGAUGUGCUCGAGACUCGACUCUGCUUGAACAAUGCCUCACUGCCUCCGGAGGCGGACGGGGUAUCACGGUGGAACUUUGUCGUGUACUCGAUGACUAAAGAAAAUUCCUGGCAAAUGAGCUGCCAAGGGGUAGUUGAGGUACAUCUAAGCCAGCAGACAGACCAAAAAACGGAGGAAGAAGAGGAGGCAGAGGUGAAGCACUAUCAAUCCCAAUGGGACAAGCAAAUCACGGAGUGUACCAUCCAAGUUCCAGCCUCAAAGUUCUACGACCACCUCAAAAAGCACGGCUUCCACUAUGGCCCCUCAACGCAAGGCAUGAAGACCAUCCAGACUGAUGGAGUUGGCACCGCUCUGGCGUCACUCGAUCUAGCACAACCAUGUCUAUCAUCUCCAGAGAUGGACGAGUACCCCAUCCACCCGGCAUCACUCGAUGCAUUCCUGCAACUUAGUUUGGUGGCUCAGAACCGAGGAACUAUGAAGGGCAUGCCGACGCAGGUGAUCUCAGCUAUUGAUCGGUUAUGGAUCACUGGGAAGGGAUGGGCCGAUAUGAUUGCCAGAGGUCAGGACUGCGUCUCUGCGGCCAUGCAGAUUGAGGUUGAUGGUCCCCGAAACAAGUCCUAUAAUGGAUAUGUUCUAUCCCAAAAAGCAGACGGCCAAAGCCCGCAACUAAUUCUAGAUCGACUCGAGACGACGGCAGUGUCUUCCAUAGACAGCGAGGUCAACGACAAUUCCCAAACUGCAGUUUCCCCGUCUAACGACCAAAAGGAUGAUGGCAAGUCAUGGUACACAGUGAAGACGGACCUGGCGAUAUCAGCUAGCACACCAGGAAACAUACUACAGUACCUGGAAGACCAAUGCGGUGUUGACCCCCCUGGUCCGAGAGAGUUCUUCCGCAAUGUGCGCCAAUACCUUACUCUUCAGAUGCAAAAGAUUUACGACGCUCUAAAUCCAUCCAAAAUACCUGCCAAACCGCAUCUACAGCGAUACGUCGCCUGGAUGGAAUGGCACUUAGCCCAAAAGGUUCAGUUGAAGGCACCGGUUAUCAUGAACGCAGAGGAAGAGGCAAAUUUGCACCACCAGAUUGCGGCACAAGGCCGUCUGGGAAACUUCUACCUGACUGUGGCAGACCACGCCCUUGGGGUCCUUCAUGGAGAGGUUGAUAUCGUGCAGCUGCUUUUCGAAAGCAACCUAGUCAAUGACUUCUAUCAGGCCUACGAGUCCUCUGUCUCGAUCUAUUUGAAAAAGGUCGAACGCUAUGUAGCCACAAUGGCUUUCAAUCGCCCUGACAUGGAUAUCCUGGAGGUCGGCGCCGGUACGGGCUCCUUCACUGACCAUGUACUGAAUGGAAUUUGCUUGUCGGGGACAAGCUUGAGCUCUUACCAAUACACCGAUAUUUCCCCAGCCUUCUUUGACAGGGCCCAGCAGCGACUUGCAUCCCAUCCUCAUGGCCGCCGCAUUGCGUUCCAGAUUCUGGAUGCGGAGCAGGAUCUCCUUGAGCAGGGUUUCACAGAGAGCACUUACGAUCUUAUCGUGGCCUCUAAUGCGCUACAUGUUACCAGAAACCUGGAGAAAACCUUGACAGCCCUCCGUCGUCUACUUCGACCGGGUGGUCAACUUAUACUGCACGAGGUGACCCGUCCAGAUAACAUUGAAGUAGGAUUCUCGUUUGGCUUGCUGCCAGGCUGGUGGCCAGACGCGACAGAUAAUCGUCCGAUGAGCCCGGUCGUCAGCGAAGCUAGAUGGGACGAGAUCAUGCGGGCUAGUGGAUUUGUCGGCGCGGAAAUUGUCCUACGUGACUAUGCAGACAAAGAAAGCCAUUUGAUGAGCGUGAUAGUUGCCACUGCUGAGGAGAUGCAGAAGCAGACUGCAAUCGUGUCUUCGUCUUCCUCUUCUCCAUCCCACGUUGACGUUAUAUUGGUCGUUGAGCCAUCCUCCGCGCUACAGAUCAACUUGGCCAACCGACUGAUGGACGUUCUCGAUGCAGAGGAAUCGGAGUACCGACCCCGUGUCGUGAUGUACCCGCAGACAACUCCCCCAGGAUCGGUGAUUAUUAGUCUACUUGACCUGGACAACAUAUCGUCAAUCUUGGGACGACUUCACGGCGAAGGAAGCUUUGAGCGUCUGAAGGCCCUGCUCCUCGGGGCACGAAAAGUACUUUGGUUGUCGAAUGAUGAUGAGCGCCAUCCGAGUUUCGGCAUGAUAGAUGGCUUUGCUCAGGUGUUUCGCAUUGAGAAUCCACAGAUUCCUUUGCAGAUAUUGCACAUGGAUGCAGCAUCAAUGGCGUCGUCCGAAGGUCUCAAGUCCUUAGAGGCGACCCUAAAAGUUGCAUUGAAUCAGCUGAUGAUGACGAGCUCAUCCCCGGACUGCCGGGAUGACUACAGUAUCAAAGAUAACCAGGUAUAUGUUCGUCGGAUUCAAGAAGACCUUCCCUUGAAGAGUGAUAUCAAGGAGAUUUUGGACGGCUCCCAGACGACAUCUGAGCGCCUCGGGGAUAUUCGGCCGUUCACGGUACAUUGGCCACAGGAGCCUACUUCUGGUGGCAAUGCUGAAAUUGCAUGUUCCCUUCAAAUUGAUGCGGAGCAUACAAAACCAUCUCAGGCUCUUGGGCCGGACGAGGUGGAAAUCGCAGUUCAUGCUGUGCGACUUGAUGAUCAACUUGGCCGAAUCCGACAAUGCGCGGGACGCAUUGUCCAGGUUGGUCGCAAUAGUCCGUUCUUGGCCGGUGACAGGGUCUGCGGUGUCUACUAUAGCAGCAGUAUCAGCAACGUCGAUGACGACGACGACACUCUGACCUCCACUGUUCGCACGCACAAAUCUCUGGUGGCUCGUAUUGACAGCUCUUUGAGCUUCAAUGAGGCAGCUGUUCUACCACAAAGAUAUCUCGUCGCAGAGUACAUUGUCGGCCUGAUGUCAUCGUUUGCCGGAAGUGCUCCAGCAAUUGUUAUUCAUGGAGCCCACACGGGCAUUGCCAGAGUGGUGGUAGACCUGAUGGCAGGCCGAUUCUCUAGGCUUUUGCUUACUAUUCCAUCAGACUCAAACUGCGAGACAGAUGAAAUUUGGGAACAGGCAAAGAAUGACGAAUCCGUGUCUGUGUUUACGUAUUCCUCGUUUCUGAGGAAACCUCGCUUUUCUGGCCCUGAAGAUGGUGCAGAUAUCGUGCUGGACUUUGUCGACUCGGAUCUCUUAGAUCUAGCCGAACAGGUAGCACCCUUUGGAGCAGUCAUUCGUGUUAUCGGCGGCGAUCCUCGCUUUGGAUCAUCUAGUCCUCAGAAGCUGUGCAUACCAGCCAACAUGUCCUUGCAUACUGUCGACGUGGCCCAGCUCUUGCAUCGUCAACGUCCGCGGCUGCGGAUGCCAUCAGCUGUGGUGGCGCCGAAAACCACCCCAACGGCAAUUACUACUUCUAACUUGGUCAAGCUCUCCACCCUGUUGAACCAGUCGAGAAGUACGAGAAGGAAGCAAAUUACGAUCGAAUUUGAUGAUGACGAUGUUGUUCCGAUCCGCAAACCUCGCCAGCCUGCUUAUUCAUUCGAUCCAGAUGCAACAUACCUCCUUGCUGGGGGUUUGGGAGACCUGGGCCGAUGUGUAGCCCAAUGGAUGGUGCGACGUGGUGCGCGAUAUUUGAUUCUCCUAUCACGCUCCGGGCCGAGAAAUGAAGCAUCCCGAAGAAUGAUUGAAGAGCUAGAAGCCAGAGGCAUCACAGUCUGUGAACCAGCCUGCGACAUCAUAGAUAUGACAGUGCUACAGCAAGUACUGGAUGAGUGCAAACAGACAAUGCCCCCAAUCAAGGGAUGCAUCCAGAUGACAGGAGUGUUGCGAGACGUGAUGUACGACCGCAUGACCUUCACGGACUGGCAAUCUUCCGUCGAACCUAAAGCUUCCGGUUCCUGGAACUUGCACACCCUAUUGCCUCGCGGUCUCGACUUCUUCAUCCUGGCUGCCUCUCUAACUGGACUGAUGGGCCAGGCUACCCAGAUUAACUACGCAGCCGGUAACGCCUAUCAGGACGCGCUGGCACGUUACCGUCUCUCGCAGGGCGAGCGAGCAGUAUCUCUAGACCUAGGCGUCCUGGAGACCAAAGGACUCCUCACGGACGCUUCAGGACUCUUCAAUCGAUUCCUCUCCACUAAUUUCCACUACUUGCUCCGGGAAACUGAUAUUCUGGCCAUGUUCGAGCAUUUCUGCAAUCCCACUCUUCCCAUUGAGGAACUGCCCGCUCAGGUGGCCACGGGGUUCAUGCGUCCUUCGCUGCAUAAGCAGCUGAACAUGCAACUCCCCGUCACAUUGGAUCAGCCAUUCUGGAAGCAGAUUUACGUUCCCACAAACGCAGACGAUGACAUCGACAAGCAACAACCUCGCGAUAGCAACUCCAAUAACCAAUCGGAGAAUCACCUCGACCUACACAGCGCGCUAUCCGCUGUAGCCAACGGCACAAAUGAUACUGUCAAGUCCACCACAACAGAGGUCCUGACCACCACCGCCACGGAAGCCCUGGCCGAGCGGUUCUGUCAAAUGGUUCUGAUGCCUCGGGCGAAGUUGAACGUAGAGGAGCCAUUUCAUCGUGCCGGAGCUGACUCCUUAACGGCGGUAGAUCUACGAAACUGGGUCCUGAAAGAGGCCGGGGUCGAUUUGCCUGUCUUCGAUAUCUUGGGAGAGCUACCGGUUUCUGCGUUGGGGAGGAUGGUUGCUCGAGAAUGGGCAGUGGUUCAUAUAAAGUGA